Messenger RNA from Actinia tenebrosa (Australian red waratah sea anemone), 1678 nucleotides. RefSeq lists its product as uncharacterized. The record is from RefSeq and is a predicted model, not a curated record. NCBI's taxonomy places the organism in Eukaryota, Metazoa, Cnidaria, Anthozoa, Actiniaria, Actiniidae. Gene Ontology annotation, molecular function: glutathione transferase activity. Gene Ontology annotation, cellular component: cytoplasm.
GGAAGACUUGUUUUUCGUCGGCCAUUUUAUUUGUUGAUCCAUCUGCUGAGUAAAGCAAUACCUUGUACUGUGCUGUGGAACUCUCAAUAGUUUCAAUUAUGGCAGAUUCCAAGCCAAAGUUAUACACUGCAUGGUUUUGCCCAUUUGCUCAGCGUGCCUGGAUAGCAAUGUUGGCCAAGAAGGUAGAUUUUGAAUAUAUUGAACAAAACCCAUACAACAAGACACCAGAAUGGAUGGCAAUAAGUCCGACUGGGCUCGUACCAGUCAUAGUGCAUGAUGGCAAUACUGUUUAUGAAAGUUCGGUAUGCAUCGAGUAUAUUGAUGAAGCUUUCUCAAGUGAUGUCUCACUGCUUCCGAAAGAUCCAUAUCAACGUGCUUAUGCUCGUAUCUGGGGUGACUUCUUGUCCAAGAAUGUAAUUCCUCAUUUUUAUGCCAUUCUUUUGAAACAAACCGAAGAAGAACAGAACAGAGCGAAGGAACAAUACCUAGAUGGGAUCAGGAAAAUAACUGCAGCCAUGAAGCCUGAAGGAUCUUACUUUCAGCAAAAAUCCCUGGGAUAUUUCGACAUCAUGUUAGCACCGUUUGCUCAGCGCAUGCCAGUCUUAAAGCACUUUAAAGGUUUCGAAAUCCCAGAUACACCAGAGUUUGCAAGGUACCAUAAGUGGUGGGAGUCAGUCAAGAGGCACUCGGCUGUUGUGCCGACACUCAGAGAUACAGAAGACUUAAUACAAAUGUAUGAACGGUAUGCUCACAAUACAACAAAGUCACUUGUAAGUCAGGCAGUUCGUAAGGGGCAGCCUCUUCCAUGAAAUCAAUUCACUAGCACUUCUAAUUCUUUGCAAAGCAAAGAGAUUUUUAUUUUUAUCCAUGUUUUUUUUUAGAAAUAAAUUGAUAUCAUUCACAUUAUUUACCACCAAAGACCUGCACAUGGCACAUGCAAGCACACAAUAUUUAACAAAUUGUUUAUACUAUACUGAAAUAAUACUCAAUUGAAGGUUAAUUGCCCGGUUCAAAAAUAUAGAAGAUAAGCUGGGACUGAAAUGGUACAUGGGAAGUACAUUAAUAUAUAAUGGCAGGGAUGCUUGUCGGAAAUUUCGAAAGUGACCCUUAAAUGGUACCCAAGUCUUGUCCAGGUGGGCAUGGCAACUGAUGAUAUUUACCCCUCAAGUGACCAAAGUCAGAUGAUGAACCAAAACUAAAUUAUCCUGAAUUACGAAUACCAUUCUAGCUGUCAUUAACAUAAUCUCAGGUAUCUUAUUACUCAACAAACACCCAAAGAGGUACUACUGCUUACUGUCUUAUGGUCCAUUUAAUUGUGUGACACCCUAAGAGGUACCAAUUCACAGUUUUGGAACCCUAAAAGGUACAACCAACAUCCCCACCUUUUUUUAUUGGAUACAAUAUGGAAUGUUGCUUUAUAAGUUGCACUUACAGAAAGCAUGGAGGCUUCCAACACAUUUCCUCUUGACUGUGUAUCUCUAAUAAGUACAUCUGAGGAUAAUUAUGUCAUAUUUUCCCAAAAUACAUUUUGGUCUCAGCUUGUAUGUUCUAGGUUUUGAGGCAAUACAGUAAUGAUUUUUUUAAAGAACUGUUGAUGUGAAAAUAAUGAGCCACCAACUUUAGUCACCAUGUAUCCAUCCACCUCGCAAUGUUGUAAAUAAACAGAAUAUUAACAAGU